This is a messenger RNA of Strigops habroptila (Kakapo), 6276 nucleotides long. It is a transcript of the gene PHKA1, whose product is annotated as phosphorylase kinase regulatory subunit alpha 1. Gene Ontology annotation, molecular function: calmodulin binding. The record is from RefSeq and is a predicted model, not a curated record. The transcript has 33 exons. NCBI's taxonomy places the organism in Eukaryota, Metazoa, Chordata, Aves, Psittaciformes, Psittacidae. Gene Ontology annotation, biological process: glycogen metabolic process. Gene Ontology annotation, cellular component: phosphorylase kinase complex. The coding region runs from base 42 to 4031 and encodes 1329 amino acids.
UGCCGCUGUCCGCCGCGCCCGCUGUUGCCGCCGCCGCCGCCAUGCGCAGCCGGAGCAAUUCGGGCGUGCGGCUGGACGGGUACGGGCGCCUGGUGCAGCAGACCAUCCUCCGGCACCAGGACGCGGUGACGGGCCUGCUCCCCGCCAGCGCCGACCACCGGGAUGCCUGGGUGCGGGAUAACGUCUACAGCAUACUAGCCGUCUGGGGGCUGGGCCUGGCCUACCGCAAGAAUGCCGACCGCGACGAGGACAAGGCCAAGGCCUACGAGCUGGAGCAGAGUGUGGUGAAGCUGAUGCGAGGGCUGCUCCAGUGCAUGAUGAGACAGGUGGACAAGGUGGAGGCGUUCAAGUACAGCCAGAGCACCAAGGACUGCCUGCAUGCCAAGUACAACACCCAUACCUGUGCCACUGUGGUGGGGGACCAUGAGUGGGGUCACCUACAGAUGGAUGCCACCUCCCUCUACCUGCUCAUGCUGGCGCAAAUGACGGCCUCAGGCCUCCACAUCAUUCACAGCCUGGAUGAAGUCAACUUUAUCCAGAACCUCGUGUUCUACAUUGAAGCAGCCUACAAAACUGCGGACUUUGGGAUAUGGGAACGUGGAGACAAGACAAACCAGGGUAUCACCGAGCUGAAUGCUAGCUCUGUCGGCAUGGCCAAGGCUGCUCUGGAGGCACUGGAUGAGCUGGAUCUUUUUGGAGCAAAGGGAGGCCCACAGUCCGUGAUAAGGGUGCUGUCGGAUGAGGUCCAGCACUGCCAGUCCAUCCUCCACUCGAUGCUGCCCAGGGCCUCCACAUCCAAGGAAGUUGAUGCCAGCGUGCUCUCUGUCAUCUCCUACCCAGCAUUCGCUGUGGAGGACAGUGAGCUGGUGGAGAUCACCAAGCUAGAGAUCAUCACGAAACUGCAGGGGCGCUACGGCUGCUGCCGCUUCCUGCGGGAUGGGUACAGGACCCCCAAAGAGGACCCCAACCGCCCCUACUACGAGCCUGCAGAGCUGAAGCUGUUUGAAAACAUUGAGUGUGAGUGGCCCCUCUUCUGGGCAUACCUGAUCAUCGAUGGGAUUUUCAGUGGAAACAUGGAGCAGGUGCAGGAGUACCGGGAAGCCCUUGAGGGGGUUCUCAUCAAGGGGAAGAAUGGGGUGCGCCUGGUGCCGGAGCUGUACAGUGUUCCACCGGAUAAGGUGGACGAGGAGUACAGGAACCCUCACACUGUGGACAGGAUACCCAUGGGCAAGCUGCCACUCAUGUGGGGGCAGUCCCUCUACAUCCUGGGCUGCCUGAUGGCUGAGGGGUUUCUAGCUCCUGGUGAAGUAGAUCCCCUCAACCGCCGUUUUGCGACUGUCCCCAAGCCUGAUGUGGUGGUCCAAGUGUGCAUCCUGGCAGAGACAGAGGGGAUCAAGGCCGCCCUGAGGAAGGAGGACAUCGAUGUGGAGACUGUGGCAGACGUCUACCCCAUCCGAGUGCAGCCUGCUCGCAUCCUUAGCCACAUCUACGCCCGGCUGGGCCGCAACAAGAAGAUGUGCCUGACGGGACGGCCCUAUCGGCACAUGGGCGUCCUCGGGACCUCCAAGCUCUACAACAUCAGGAAGAACAUCUUUACGUUCACCCCACAGUUCAUAGACCAGCAGCAGUUCUACCUGGCUCUUGACAACAGGAUGAUUGUGGAGAUGCUGAGGACAGAUCUUUCGUACCUCUGCAGCCGCUGGAGGAUGACCGGACGGCCGACCAUCACCUUCCCCAUCUCCCACACCAUGCUCGAUGAAUCCGGCAGCAGCGUGCACCCCACGGUGCUGGCGAUGCUGCGGAAGCUGCAGGAUGGGUAUUUCGGUGGUGCAAGGAUCCAGACGGGUAAGUUGUCGGAGUUCCUGACAACGUCAUGCCGAACACACCUCAGCUUUAUGGACCCUGGGCCAGAGGGUAAGGUCUUUGCCAAAAGUUACGAGCUCAGCACUGGCAGCUUUGAGGAGCUAGACGCCGAGGAUUGGCUGCAUGGCUUGCAGAUAGCAAAGGAUGCGGACACGUACGACGAGGUUGCUCAGUACCUGGACCACUUGCUGCAGCGCACAGCUCCGCAGGUGAACCUGCCUCCCACCGCACAGCGGGGAGGCCUAAGCCGCUUCCGUGCCGCUGUCCACACCACCCGCGACCUCAUGUCCUUGGCGUCCAAGGCCAAGGACCUUCAUGUCCAGAAUGUUGGGAUGUAUGUCCCCAGCAAGAUCUUCCAGGCAUCCCAGCAGUCAGUCAAGCUGCUGGGUUCACCCCACCAGCAUGAUGUGGAAGGCAAGAGCUACACACUCUAUGCAGAGAUGAACCUGCCCCGCGAUGAGGACGGCAGUGUGGACUGCAAGGCACUGGUGGACCAGCUGCGUGUCUGCCCCACACUGCAGGAGCAAGCAGACAUCCUCUACAUGCUCCACAUCCUCAAAGGACCCGAGUGGCACACAGGGCUUGACAGUGAGCCUGGCCCCACGGUGAAGGAGCUCCUCACUGAGCUGUACAUGCGGGUUGGGGACACGCGCCAGUGGGCCCUGAUCCGCUACAUCUCUGGCAUCCUCAAGAAGAAGGUGGAAGCUCUGGAUGAGGCUUGUACUGACCUCCUGUCUCACCAGAAGCACUUGACAGUGGGACUGCCCCCGGAGCCGCGUGAGAAGACUAUUUCUGCCCCGAUCCCCUACGAGGAGCUUGUUCACCUCAUUGAUGAAGCCAGUGAGAAGAACCUCAGUGUGUCCAUCCUCACCCAGGAGAUCAUGGUGUACUUGGCCAUGUACAUGCGCACGCAGCCCGCGCUGUUCGCUGAGAUGUUCCGCAUUCGUAUCGGGCUCAUCAUUCAGGUGAUGGCAACGGAGCUGGCGCACUCCCUGCGCUGCUCAGCUGGAGAGGCCACUGAGAACCUGAUGAAUCUCAGCCCAUCAGACAUGAAGACCCUCCUCUACCACAUCCUCUCUGGCAAGGAGUUUGGGGUGGAAAGGAGCGUGCGAUCAGUCGACUCGUCGCUCACCACUGCUAUCUCCAUCUGUGAGGUGGGGGCCGUCGGGGCCACCAAGCACGAACGUUCCGGCAUCAUCAGGCUGAAAAGCGAGAUCAAGCAGAGCAAGCAGCACAAGGGGGAAACACACGAGUGCUUGGGAAGUGCAGGGCAACUGGAUAAACGUAGGCAGUCUCUGCCUGGAAGUAAGCCCCUUGGUUUGCAGUCCGGGGACACUGACCUCAAGUCCUCUCUGGUAACCGGUGUUUGUUGGCAGCGCACAUGGGUCUGUCCUGCUUGUGGCUGCAUGAAGGAGCUGUGUGCUGGGGGUGCUGCAGGGUGGCUUUGCUUGGCUGGGGGGUGGAAGCCAGGCUGGGGGAGCACGAGCUCUUGGGCAACAGCAGGGUGUGUUCUUGUGGGGUAUUUACUCUACAGCAGUCUCUGUGGUCCUUGUCUUGUGUUGGCUCAGUCUCCUGGGCACACGGAGCUGCUGGGCCAGGGUUCCUUUUCAAGCAUGCUGGAAGACCAGGGCAGCAAGGACAGCCGCCAGGGCCAGUGGCAGCGGAGACGGCGGCUGGAUGGGGCCCUCAACCGCGUCCCUGUGGGCUUCUACCAGAAGGUCUGGAAGGUCCUGCAGAAGUGCCAUGGCCUUUCUGUGGAGGGCUUUGUUCUCCCCUCUUCAACAACUAGAGAGAUGACCCCUGGGGAAAUAAAGUUUGCUGUGCAUGUGGAGUCGGUCCUCAACCGUGUGCCCCAGCCAGAGUACAGGCAGCUGCUGGUGGAGGCUAUCUUAGUGCUCACUAUGUUGGUGGACAUGGAGGUGCACACCAUCGGCAGCAUCAUAGCUGUGGAAAGGAUCUUGCACAUGGCCAACGACCUCUUCUACGAGGAGCAGAAGGCCCUGGGCGCUGACGAGCACAUGCUGGAGAGGGAUCCCACGACAGGCAUCUGCAGCCUGCUGUACGAUAGCGCGCCGAGUGGGCGGUUCGGCACCAUGACCUACCUGUCCAAGUCGGUGGCCAUGUACGUGUACGACUUCCUGCCCGCUGAUGGCUGCUCCAUGCAGUAACUCUCACAACUCCUCGCCCUGGGUUGCACAUGCUGCAGAAGGGUUGUUUCAUAUGGCUUAGAAAAACGGGCAUUAGGUAGCUUGCAGGCAGCCUCUGUGGCCAUCUCCCCUCCUAGUCCUGGCCUCUUGGUGGCUGAGCAGCUCUCCUGAGGAGCUCUGUGGGAAGCAUACAUCGUCCUAAGCUGUGUGCAGCCUGGGCUGGCAAGGAAAGGCUGAGCUUUGAAGCCUGCUUGUGUUAGAAGUGUCUGCCUGCACAGCUCCUCCUGGGCCAUCACUCCAGGAGGCACCUGUGUUUGAGGGAGGUGGAAAGGGCCCCCUUCACCAGGUGUGUGUGCAGUGCUGCAGCGUGCCCUGCAGAUGCCUCCAGCAGAUUUUAUGUUUUUAACCUGUUGCGUGCUGCUGUUUAUUCCAAAUCUGCAGGGUUUAUACUAGUGUAGGCUGGAGCUCUUGCUCUUCCUGCUGCUGGUGGAAAAGCUUAAUUAGAGGAAUAGGGGGUGCCACCUCAGCCUCUCCCCCAGCAUACCCAAAACCAAAACGGUGCAACCCAGCCACAGCUCUGCUGCUUGGAAGUAGGUAGCCCAUCCCACAGGAGAUGGGGUCAGGGGUGCUGUGUACAGAGCUCGGAGGCUGCUGGAGCCAGGAGCAUCCCAAGGUGGUAACAGAUCCCAGUUACCACCGAGCUGCAAAGACAGGGCUUUUGGCUGGCUGGGAGUUGUUGGUGGCAGCCCCUCCAUGCCAUCUUCUCUGCUUCUGACAGUGUCACUCAUGGCUAAAUGACAGGCUCCCAAGUUCAUAUACGCCCUAUAAAGAAGCUUUGAGCUGGCUGCUCAGUUUGGUGUUAGCUGUGCCACCACAAAUGUGCUCUGAAUGCUCAGCUCUGCCCUCUGCCCUCAGCUCCCACAGCCUUGCACUGGAGAGGGGUGGUGACUUUAGAGCGGGUCCCAGCUCUGCUCUAUCCUGCAGGUCAAACCCCGCACAGGAUAGUGCAGUCAGACUGAUGGGGAUCAGGCACACACACCACAGAGUGGCAGGGGGAGUGAGGUUGUAGAAUCAUAGAAUAGUUUGGGUUGGAAGGGACCUUUGCAGGUCAUCUAGUCCAACCCCCCUGCAAUGAGCAGGGGCAUCUUCAACUAUAUCAGGUUGCUCAGAACCACCAUCAGCCCAGCCUUGAAUGUUUGCAGGGAUGGGGCACCUACCACAUCUCUGUGCUAGUAGUGUUCUUCACCACCAUCAUCUUAAAACCUUUCUUCCUUAGAUCCACACAUAAACUCUCUUUUAGUUUAAAGAAGAGAGGUUGCCAGUGAAGACCGAGGCAAAACCAUUGUUGAGUACUUCAGCAUUGUCCUCGCCCCGUGUUACUGGUUUACUUACUCAUCAAGAGGGUUUUGCUUUCUUCGACUCUCCUUUUCUGGCUGACACACUUGUAGAAGCCCUUUUAUUAUUAUUUUUAUCCCUUGCCAAGUUCAGCUCCAGCCGUGCCAUGGCCUUCCUGACCCUAUCCCUGCACAGCUGGGCAGUGUCCCUGUACCCUUCCCAGGAUACCUGUCUCUGCUUCCACUGCCUGUGCAUUUCCUUCUUGCACUUUAGUUUGACCUGCAGGUCUCAACUCUUGCCUUCCUUUCCUGAUUUCUCACAUAUGGGGAUCGAGAGCUCCUCUGCUCUAUGAAAAGCAUCCUUAAAGACCUGCCAGCUCUGUCUGCUUCCUUGUCCUUGAGGGCAGCGUCUCAGGGGGUCGCACCACUCAACCCCUUGAGCAGCUGGCAGUUGCUUUCCUAAAAUUCAGGGUCGUGACUUUUACUCUUUGCCUGACCUGUAUCCCUCAGGACUGCAAACUCCACCAGUGUGUGAGCACUGCAGCCCAGGCUGCUCCACUCUCAGUGUCACCAACUGGCUCACUUGGGUGGGUGACCGUCAGAUCCAGUAUCACUUCCCCUCAGGUAUAGGGCUGCCUAUUAUGUGGUUUAAGAAGUUAUCCUCCAUGUGCUCCAGGAGUCUCCUGGAUUGCAGUGCUGGGUUGAUCCUGGCUGGGCGCCCGCUGCCCACCAGAGCCGCUCUGUCCCUCCUCAGCUGGACAGGGGAGAGAAAAUAGGAGAGGCUCCUGGGCUGGGACAAGGACAGGGAGAUCAUUCAUCAGUUGUCAUGGGCAAUGCAGACUGACUUGGGGAAAUGAGUUUAAUUUCUUACCAAUCAAAUCACAGUAGGAUAAUGAGAAAUAAAAACUAAAUCUCAAAGCACCUACCCCCUA